Molecule: messenger RNA, 1975 nt
Organism: Ruditapes philippinarum (Manila clam)
Lineage: Eukaryota; Metazoa; Mollusca; Bivalvia; Venerida; Veneridae
Product: dopamine D2-like receptor
Exons: 2
Coding region: 517-1968 (483 amino acids)
Biological process (GO): G protein-coupled receptor signaling pathway
Cellular component (GO): membrane
Molecular function (GO): trace-amine receptor activity
Source: RefSeq, a predicted model, not a curated record
GUAUAUAGAUAGAACUCAGAACAAUGAAUUUGUGUUCUGAAACUAAACAUUUUUACAUUCGAAUGUACUUCACAGAAAAGAAAAAUCCAAAAGUCUAGGUUGCAUAAUGAGGAUGAUAGUUAACAUGAAAUGUUAGAUAAUUUACAACCAUUUCUUUCCCAUCACUGUGACUAUGAAUAUAUUUUGUAACCAUCAAAAGGUUAUCAUCUUUGUACGUAUAUGGUCGGUACAAAAUAACCUAAGCCACGUAUAAACAUAAAUACCAUCUCGUUUUCAUUUUUGUUAAAAUUCAAUCUUUUUAAAUUAACCCUGAGAACGGAAACUUGAAUGAAAACCAAGCCUUAACGGAUAUACAAAGUUGAAACAAUUAAAAGCGGACUAAAAUAUUGAAAAUAAUGUAGAAAUUAAGUUGUCGGUAAACAUUGUCACCGACCCAGUCUUUUAUUAGCGCAAUAAGUUUGAUAAGGGGAUAUAAAUAGAACACAACGAAAGUAAUGAGCAACUUUUAAUCAUCAAAUGUCCAGUUUAGAAGUUAACAAAAAUGGAACUUAUACCAAACUGGUGUUUUUCAAUUAUUUAGAGACAAAGAUGAUUAUCAACAGUACAGAUAGAAGUGACUUAGUUGAAGUCAUGAACGUUCGUCUGACGUCCAACUGGGUAACUAAUGAAUACAUCUCCAUUAGUCUCGUUGCCAUAUUCGUUCCUUUUAUUCUAUGCAGUAAUCUAAUCGUUCUCACAGCAGUGAUCAAAUUCAAGCGUCUGCAGAUACCGACCAAUUUUUUCGUCAUGUCCCUUGCAUCAGCCGACAUUGUGAUUGCAGUUACACUUCCAUUCUACAUAACUGUUGAACUAACGCCGAUCAGAAUAUCAGACGACAUUCUUUGUUUAGCCGCCAACAGAAUUUUAAUGACGGCAGGAGGCGUUUCAAUAAUAACACUGGCCACCAUUGCAUAUGACCGUUACAUGGCCAUAACUUAUCCUCUAAAAUAUAUUCUACUCAUGAAGAAGAAGAAAAUUAUCGGAUUAAUAUUGUUGUCAUGGAUUUACAGCAGUUUCAUUUGUUGGAUUCCACUAAUAUUCGGUUUGCAUGGAAACGUUAAGCAACAUUCUUCACUGUGUUCGAAUAGCGUGCUAAACCGGAAGUCAAGAAUGUUAUUUAUAAGUGCAAUAUUUACUCCAGCAUGUGCUUUAAUAUUAUUCUUUUAUUUCAAAAUAUUCCGAAUUGCACGGCAUCAUGCGCAUGCUAUAGCGGCCGUUGAAAAUUCUAUAAGGAGCACGCUGGAAAGACAGUUCGUCAGAAGUGACACAAAAUAUGCUAAAACAAUAGCAAUUGUAAUCGGUGUUUUUCUGUGUUUGUGGUUACCAUAUCAAAUAUGCUUAUUAUUAACAUUUCUCGGUUACAGUGAACAAAACUCCUGGGUGAACAACUAUUUAAUGCUGCUAGCAUUUUUUAACAGUGGGGUAAAUCCUUGGGUGUACGCAUAUCAAAACUGCGACUUUAGAUCUGCAUAUAAAAAACUAAUACACUCGUGGAAGUGCAAACAUGCAAUUGAUAUUGGAGACAGAAGAACAAGUGUGAUUUCAACAAUAAGCGUUAUUCCGUCAUCAAGCACUUCAGCUCGUCUUAAUCGUGCAAACAGUAGAGUAAUCGCUAGUGAUAUACUUUACUCACUAAGUCGACAAAUGGGAAUUGAAAGCGUCGAGCAUGCGCUUAACAGACGUCUUUCCGCAAGCCAUAGCGUUAUAAAUGCCGUAAGUUCGUUACCGGAUUUACUUAAACUUUAUGCCAAUACGUACAACAAAGGCGCAACAGCAGAAACAUGUGUGUUAGAAGAUUUGGAAGAACAUCCCGUUGAGGAGGAAGGUAGUAACGACAGUGCUUAUCCACCAUCAGAAACAAUCAGUUGUGAUUUUUCUGUGUCAUCUACUGACACUGACUCUAAGACAUACCAAGAGUCAAACGUGUGAAACUGUA